AUGGAACAAGAGACCGAUGAGUGCUCUCUAGCCCUUUCCAUGACCUUUUUUGAGCCAUUUGAGUGCUCCAUUGACUUCAAUGAGGCCUUCCGAGUGACAGUGUACAGUUCAGAGGAAGAGGUGGGGGUCACGCAGCGCCAGCCACACAGCAAAAGAGGGAGCAAGGUGCAAAACCACAGCGGCUGGCUCCCAGCCAAUACGCCUGCUGCUGACCAACGUGCCGAGGGACAGAGAACACCAAAGCCAGCUCAAAAACUGGCUAAUGACACGAAGAUCAUCCUUGUUUGGACCUGGCCAUUUGGUGACACAUUUCCACUUAAUGAAUGUCCACCAUACACUAAUAUUUCUGGAUGCUUUUACACAGCUAACAGAACCUUGUAUUCUUCUGCAGAUGCAAUUGUUAUGCAUCACAGAGAUGUAUGUUAUUCCAGGAAACAGUUACCUCAGAUACCAAGACCACCAAAUCAGUAUUGGGUAUGGUUUAACUUGGAGUCUCCAUUACACAGCCCAAACUUGCAUUUUAUGGAUAAUCUCAUCAAUCUCACAAUGUCUUUUAGAGCUGAUUCAGAUAUUUUCACACCUUAUGGCUGGCUAGAGCCGAAUCAACGAGAUGAGAACUUCACAAUUCCUCCAAAGACUAAGUUGGUGGCCUGGGUAAUCAGUAACUGGAAUCCAAAAUCUAAUAGAGUACGGUAUUACAAAGAGCUCCAAAAAUUUCUUCCUGUAGACAUAUAUGGAAGACAGCAUUUAGCUCUCCCAACAAAUGAACAUGAAAAAACAUUGUCCAAGUAUAAGUUUUAUCUCGCCUUUGAAAACACAAUUCAUGAAGAUUAUAUUACAGAGAAACUCUGGAAGAAUGCGUUGAAAUCUGGUUGUGUGCCAGUUGUAUUGGGCCCUUCUCGAAAAAACUAUGAGCGUUUUAUUCCAAAAGACUCUUUUCUACAUGUUGAUGACUUCUCCACGCCUGAAGAGCUUGCUAAAUAUAUCUUAAAAUUGGACAGUGAUGACAAAGCUUACCAGCAGUAUUUUACAUGGAGGUCCAGACUUCAUCCCUUUGCAGAUCCUAGCUGGCAGACUCAUUACUGCAGAGUAUGUAAAGCAAUAAAAGAAGCUCCUGCACACAAAACUAUUUCAAAACUUGGAGCAUGGUACAAAUAA
Messenger RNA from Bufo gargarizans (Asiatic toad), 1158 nucleotides. Its product is annotated as 4-galactosyl-N-acetylglucosaminide 3-alpha-L-fucosyltransferase FUT6-like. NCBI's taxonomy places the organism in Eukaryota, Metazoa, Chordata, Amphibia, Anura, Bufonidae. The record is from RefSeq and is a predicted model, not a curated record. Gene Ontology annotation, cellular component: membrane. The transcript has 4 exons. Gene Ontology annotation, molecular function: alpha-(1->3)-fucosyltransferase activity. The coding region runs from base 1 to 1158 and encodes 385 amino acids.